CCAUGGUCACCCUCUUGGGCUUCUCAGAAUAUCCUGACCUCCAGGUUCCCUUGUUCCUGGUUUUCCUCACCGUCUAUGCAGUCAGCGUGGUGGGGAACCUGGGCAUGAUCACCAUCAUCAGGAUCAGUCCCAAACUCCACACUCCCAUGUACUUUCUUCUCAGUCACUUGUCCUUUGUUGAUUUCUGCUAUUCCACCACAGUUACAGCCAAACUCUUGGAGAAUUUGGUUGUGGAAGACAGAACCAUCUCGUUCACGGGAUGCAUCAUGCAAUUCUCCUUGGCUUGUAUGUUUGCAGUGGCAGAGACAUUCAUGUUGGCAGUGAUGGCCUAUGACCAAUUUGUGGCCGUUUGUAAGCCUCUACUCUACACAGCAGUCAUGUCCCCAAAGCUCUGUGCAUCGUUAGUGGCCUGUCCCUACACGUGGGAGACACUCACCUGUUCUCUCCUGGAAUUAUCCUUCUGUGGGUCUAACAUCAUAAAUAAUUUUCUCUGUGAGCACUCUGUCAUUGUCUCCGUCUCCUGCUCUGAUCCCUUCAUCAGCCAAGUGCUCUCUUUUGCCAUUGCAGUAUUCAGUAAGGUGAGCAGCCUGGCAAUUAACCUCACUACUUAUAUUUCCAUAUUUGGCACUUUGUUAAAAAUGCCUGCUGCUGCUGCUGCUGUGUCCAAAUAA
Bubalus bubalis (water buffalo) is the source of this 671-nucleotide messenger RNA. RefSeq names its product olfactory receptor 5D13-like. Gene Ontology annotation, cellular component: membrane. The record is from RefSeq and is a predicted model, not a curated record. NCBI's taxonomy places the organism in Eukaryota, Metazoa, Chordata, Mammalia, Artiodactyla, Bovidae. The coding region runs from base 3 to 671 and encodes 222 amino acids. The transcript is spliced from 3 exons. Gene Ontology annotation, molecular function: odorant binding; olfactory receptor activity. Gene Ontology annotation, biological process: sensory perception of smell; G protein-coupled receptor signaling pathway.